Molecule: messenger RNA, 768 nt
Organism: Chiloscyllium plagiosum (whitespotted bambooshark)
Lineage: Eukaryota; Metazoa; Chordata; Chondrichthyes; Orectolobiformes; Hemiscylliidae
Source: RefSeq, a predicted model, not a curated record
UGUUUUCUUUGCUCUCUGUUUUUUCUUGUCGCUCACGUUCACUCUCUCCUUUUCGCUCUCUCUCUCUCUCUCUCUCUCUCUGUCUGCCCUCCUAACGCCCCAACCCUUGGCGGGGGGACACUAGACAUUCUCCACAAGGAGGCCAGGCGAGUGUUUGAAGUCCCAGCAGUGGAGGAGACCAGACUCUGGGCGCGUAACGCCGAUGGCUCCUACGAGAGGCUGCGGAACCCGCAGGCGAUUCUGAACACCACGUGUCUGUGCUCGGGCCAGGUAAUUCUUGUGGAAAGUCGGAGCGAAGACGGUACUUGGCCGACUGUUACACUGCACCUAACACGGAAUUCACUGGACAAUCAGAGUUCCUAUUACCAGGGCCAGCCUGGAGUCUGCGGAUUAAGUAAUCUUGGAAAUACCUGUUUCAUGAACUCUGCUGUCCAGUGCCUCAGUAGUAUUGCUCCCCUGACUGAGUACUUCCUGAGUAAUGCCUACCUUCCGGAAUUGAAUGUGGACAAUCCGCUGGGGAUGCAGGGAGAGAUCGCAGAAGCCUACGCAGAUAUCAUUAAGCAGAUGUGGUCUGGGCGUCACUACACUGUCGUCCCCAGGAUGUUCAAGACCCGGGUGGGACACUUUGCCCCCCAGUUCUCAGGGUAUCAGCCCCAUGACUCCCAGGAGCUGCUGGCCUUCCUAUUGGACGGUCUGCAUGAGGACCUAAACCGUGUCCGCAGGAAGGAGUACGUGGAACUGAAAGAUGCAGCAGGAAGGGACGAUGUG